GGCUUCGCCGGCAAAAUGCGGCAGAACCGCGGCCCAGGAGUGGCCCACUACACGGUCACCGACCCAUCCGACGACCCGGUCCGGCCCAAGCCGGGAACGCUCCGCUACGGGGCCACCGUCCUCCCAGGCAAAGUCUGGAUCACCUUCAGCCGCGACAUGCGCAUCAAGCUCUCCCAGCCGCUCUUCGUCAAGAGCUUCACGGCCAUCGACGGCCGGGGCGCCGACGUCCACGUCACGGGCGGCGCUGGCAUCGUGCUGUACCACGUCAGCCACGUCAUCCUCCACGGGUUCCACGUGCACGGCGUCCGGUCCCAGGUGGCGGGCCACGCCGUCGUCCGCCCCGGCGGCGCCGUGGAGACCGGCGGCGCGGGCGACGGCGACGCCGUCCGGCUCGUGGGCAGCUCCAAGGUGUGGAUCGACCGCCUGACGCUGUCCCGCUGCGAGGACGGGCUCCUCGACGUCACCCUGGGGUCCACCGACGUCACGGUGUCCAACACGUGGUUCCACGACCACGACAAGGUCAUGCUCCUCGGCCACGACGACGGCCACGUCACCGACCGGAAGAUGCGUGUCACCGUUGCGUUCAACCGGUUCGGCCCCAACGUGAACCAGCGGAUGCCCAGGAUACGGCAUGGAUACGCGCACGUUGUGAAUAACUUGUAUGAUGGGUGGAGGGACUAUGCCAUUGGGGGCAGCAUGGGGCCCAGUGUUAAGAGCCAGGGUAACCUCUUCAUCGCCUCGCCAGGCAACGCCAAGGUCACGAGAAGGAUGCCGCCGGUGGAGCAUGCGAGGGAAAAGGAGUGGCACUGGCACUCGGUUGGGGAUCAUUUCGAGAACGGGGCCUCCUUCAAUCAGAUGGGCUCCAGGGUGCGGCCCAAUUACAACAAGUAUCAGGCGUUCCAUGCGGCCAACGCCAGCGAGGUGAGGUCGCUGACAAAGGACGCCGGCGCUCUCAGGUGCUUCGCCAAGGCCGCGUGCUGAACCCAGACAAGGAACACAGGCAAUAUAUGCACCGUGGUAUCACUUGCUUUAUCAUCAGUGUUCUUGCUACUGCGGCAGAACAUGACAGCAUCCGGUUUUCAUAAAUUAAUUCUGAGCACGUCAUGAAUUCUAAUGA
Molecule: messenger RNA, 1117 nt
Organism: Brachypodium distachyon (stiff brome)
Lineage: Eukaryota; Viridiplantae; Streptophyta; Magnoliopsida; Poales; Poaceae
Product: pectate lyase 1
Exons: 2
Coding region: 16-981 (321 amino acids)
Molecular function (GO): pectate lyase activity
Source: RefSeq, a predicted model, not a curated record